Fusarium sp. VM40 is the source of this 1230-nucleotide messenger RNA. The record is from the annotation of a GenBank genome assembly. NCBI's taxonomy places the organism in Eukaryota, Fungi, Ascomycota, Sordariomycetes, Hypocreales, Nectriaceae.
AUGUCCUUCUCAGCCGAUGGCGAUGGCCGUCUCGACUUCAAAGCCCGCAUCCAAAACAUGGAUAACGACAACUGGAAAGAAGGCCACACACGAGUCGCCGGCCAAAAGCGCUUCAAAUCUUCCGCCAAAAUCAAUUUCAUAGAGCGUGUGAAGCACUUGACGUGGGCUUGGUUCACGUUUGUUAUGAGCACGGGCGGUAUUGCGCUGUUGCUGCAUUCUACGCCUCACCAGUUUCGAGGUCUAGAGGUCAUUGGCAAGAUCUACUUUAUUUUGACGAUAGUACUCUUCAUCGCUAUCGUAUCGGGUCUUGUUCUGCGAUUUAUGACCACACCUGGGGCGUUGGGAAAAAGCUUGAUGCAUCCAACUGAGAGUCUCUUCUUCCCUUGCUUUCUACUCAGCAUCGCAACACUUAUUGCCAAUUCAACUGCAUAUGGAAUUCCUGCUACGGGGUCUUGGCUGGCUACCGCUUUGCGAGUGUGCUUCUGGAUAUACGCCGCUAUAUCGAUCAUAGCAGCCAUAGCACAAUACUUCGUCCUCUUUACCGGCGCGCAUCUUCCCAUCCAUUCCAUGACACCAGCUUGGAUCCUACCAAUCUUCCCGGCAAUGCUUACCGGGACUCUCGCCUCUUCGCUUAUGUCCUCCCAAAGUCCCGAGCACCGCAUGUCAAUGUUGGUGGCCGGUGUUACUUUCCAAGGCUUGGGAUGGACUGUGGCGUUUCUCUUAUACCCGCUGUAUCUCGGAAGGUUGAUGCAAGAUGGUCUCCCGGCACCAGCAAUGCGUCCUGGUAUGUUCAUUGCCGUAGGCCCAGCUGGAUACACCUCCGUUGCAAUCAUUGGAAUGGCUGGAUCGCUCCCAGAAGGCUACGGGUACUUCGCAACAUAUCCAAUGGCACGGGAGGUUCUGCAGGUACUGGCGCUCUGGAUAGGGGUAUGGAUUUGGUGUGUUGGAUUCUGGUUCUUUGGCUUUGGACUCCUUGCUGUCCUGUCCUCUGCUUUCAGGUGGAAAUUACAGUUCAGCAUGUCUUGGUGGGCUUUUGUCUUCCCAAACAUCGGCUUCACCCUUGCCACGGCAAACAUUGGAAAGGAGUUACAAAGCGAAGGGAUAAUGUGGGUAGCAAGUGUUUUGACGAUAAUACUCGUCAUUAUGUGGUUCGUUGUACUGUAUGCAAUGGUCUCUGCAGUCAUUCGCAAGAAGCUUCUAUGGCCUUCGCGGGAUGGAGAUGAGUCGUAG